AUGGCGCUGGCAGUGGAUGACCGUGGAGGUGCUGCCCUCCCAAAUUUCAAUUUCCACAAAGGAGACGACUGUAUCGCCAAUGCCUUAGAAGAGCAUUUAACUCUUUUGGUGCGGGUGGCCGUGAGGGUGCGGCCCCUCAGCCAGAGGGAGACCAAAGAAGGAGGAAGAAUUAUUGUGGAAAUUGAUGGCAAAGUGGCAAAAAUCAGGAAUUUAAAGGUGGACAGCCGAUCAGAUGGCUUUGGCGACACCCGGGAGAAGGUUGUGGCAUUCGGCUUUGAUUACUGCUACUGGUCGGUCAACCCAGAGGACCCCCAAUAUGCAUCUCAGGAUGUGGUGUUCCAGGAUUUGGGGACUGAAGUACUGAAUGGAGCUGCCAAAGGCUAUAACAUCUGCCUUUUUGCCUAUGGACAGACAGGCUCUGGGAAGACAUACACCAUGCUGGGGACACCGGCCUCUGUCGGGCUGACGCCGCGGAUAUGUGAGGGCCUCUUCGUCAGGGAGAAAGAUUGUGCACCACCGCCUUCCUCCUGUAGGAUAAAAGUAAGUUUUCUGGAAAUCUAUAAUGAACGAGUGAGGGAUCUGUUGAAGCCAUCUGAUCAAAAAAAAUCCUAUACCCUGCGGGUCAGGGAGCACCCAGAGAUGGGGCCCUAUGUUGAAGGUUUAUCUCAACAUGUAGUUACCAACUAUAAGCAAGUAAUUCAACUCUUGGAGGAGGGAAUAGCAAACAGAAUCACAGCAGCUACCCAUGUUCAUGAGGCCAGCAGCAGAUCCCAUGCCAUCUUCACUAUCCACUACACACAGGCGGUCCUGGAGAAUAACCUUCCCUCUGAAGUCGCUAGCAAGAUCAACCUUGUGGACCUUGCAGGCAGUGAAAGAGCAGACCCCAGUUACUGUAAGGACCGGAUCACUGAAGGAGCCAAUAUCAACAAGUCUCUCGUGACUCUGGGAAUUGUCAUCUCCACCUUAGCCCAGAACUCUCAAGUAUUCAGCAACUGCCAGAGCCUUAGCAGUGUAACCAGAAAUGGCGGUGACAGUGGGAUUUCCAGCUCUUCUGGGACCAGCAUUGGAGGGGGACCUUCUCGGAGGCAGUCCUAUAUCCCAUACCGGGACUCUGUGUUGACCUGGCUGCUGAAGGACAGCCUUGGAGGCAACUCCAGAACCAUCAUGGUUGCCACUGUGUCUCCUGCACACAGUAGCUACAGUGAAACCAUGAGCACACUGAGAUAUGCAUCCAAUGCCAAGAACAUCAUCAACAAGCCACGGGUGAAUGAGGAUGCAAACGUAAAGUUGAUCAGAGAACUCAGGGAAGAGAUCAGAAGACUGAAAGCUGUGCUUCUGAGCAUCGAACUGAGAAACUGCAGUUCAUUGAGUGAGAAGGAUGGGAAUCUGAAGGAGCUGGUUCUCCAGAACGAACUGAAGAUAGACCAGCUGACUAGAGACUGGACUCAGAAGUGGAAUGAGUGGAAAGCCCUCAUGGAGCAUUACAGAGUGGACAUCAACCGAAGGAGGGCUGGGGUUGUCAUCGAGUCCAGCCUGCCACACCUGAUGGCCUUGGAGGAGGAUGUGCUCAGCACAGGUGUCGUUCUCUAUCACCUCAAGGAGGGGACAACAAAAAUAGGAAGGAUUGACUCAGAGCAGGAACAGGAUAUUGGGACCAUCCUGCAGGGUCAAUGGAUCGAGAGGGACCACUGCACUAUCACCAGCGCCUGUGGGGUUGUCGUUCUGCGGCCUGCCCAGGGGGCCCGUUGCCUAGUCAAUGGCCGGGAGGUCACUGCCUCCUGCCGUCUGACCCAAGGAGCAGUCAUAACCCUGGGGAAGGCACAGACAUUCCGAUUCAACCACCCAGCAGAGGCCGCUGUCCUUCGGCAGAGAAGGCAGGUUGGAGAAGCUGUUGGUGGUAGUGGCUCUUUGGAGUGGCUGAACUUGGAUGGAGAUGUCACUGCCUCCAGGUUGGGACUCUGCUCUCUGCUUGGGAAGAAAAGGAAAGUGCUGGGGGAGCAGAGUGACGAGGAACAGCUACCCAGGGCUGGAGAGACGCCUCAAAGGGCCGAGAUUCAACAGCAGGAUUCGAGGCAGCGAAUCCUAGCGCAGCAGAUUAGAGCCAACCAGGACCUGGAAUUCGAGCAGGCACCCAUCAGCUGGCAGAUUAAAGAAGACCAGCAGUGGCUGCUCAGAGAAGAGACCUGGCUGGCCAGCUUGCAACAGCAGCAGCAGCAGCAAGACCAUAUAGCAGAGAAAGAACUUGAGGCCUCUGUGCCCACUGAUUCUUGGCUUCAGACAUAUCCUGAGACUCAAUCGUCCUCACUGGUCAGAAGCCAGAAGAGGGCGGUGCCACUUCAGCUCCUGCGGAGACGAGCUCUUCGGGCAGCAGAGAGGAACGUGAGGCGAAAAAAGGUCUCAUUCCAGCUCGAGAGAGGCAUCAAGAAGCGGAGGCUGCUGGAGACCCAGAAGAGACUGGAGCAGCUCAAGGCAUUGUACUGGCUUCAGGAUGAGGGUUCCCAGGAGCCCCCACACCAGGUCCCCAGCCCUGAUGCCUUCCCAGGACGUCAAUGUAGAAGCAGAUCGACAAGUAGCAGCUUUUUGAGCCUCCGAGAGCUCUGCCUCCGGUACUUGCCCCAGCUACGCAGUGUUUUCCUGAAUCGGGAUCCCUCUAGCACAUUACCUCCUAUACCCGACUCUACUGAUGAGACAUCAGAGAAAACCCAAUCAGAAGAGUCUUUGUCCCAGGCUGCUUCUUAUCCUCCAAGGACAGGGAAUUUCAGCAACAAUGUCCUCUGUUCCUUGGGUGAGGGGCAGCUCUGCACUGCCAGGGCGGCCAUGGCCGGGAGGAGAGCCUGGGCCUCAGGCACCCGCUUCAGCAUGAGCUCUGUGUCUUCCAGCAACCAGGAGACGGGGAGUGGGAGUCAGCAGCCCCCCUGGGUGGUAUCCCAGAGCUUAGCCUCUCUGGGCCAACCACCUAACAUGCUGAAGCCAAGGGAUGAGCCAGAGGCCCUCACGCCUUCCACCCAGGCCAGGAGGACUAAGGGACUGUCAGACUCUGGCCACAGACCAUCAGAGUGGCAAAAAGAAGGGGACCUUGAGACCCACAAGGCUGCUGACGGAGCCAGUUGCAGUUGCCCACAUCCCCAUGGACCCAAACAGGCAGCUGGGCAUGGAAAGGCAGCCAGAACUUUUGGGAAAGAAUCCCAACCACCUUCUCCAAACAGGGCAUCGAAAGGGCAGAAGAAGGUCCUGGCAACUAAGGUCAGAGACAUUACCAAAAAGUCCUCUCAUUUGCCUCAUGGCAGCCCUUUAAAGAGGCAACAUAGUGCAGGGAGCCCAGACACCAUGGCCUCUCUCACAGAUGCCGGCCCAGUGGAGGAUCCCACAGGAGAAAAAGAUGGUGAUUUAUCAGAUGCAGAUAGCAGUUACUCAGUGGAUUCUCUCUCUCGUGUCUGUGCCAAAGCCCCGACGGAGCCACGGAAGUCAGGGAACCCCCCGAGGAGGGAAUGGCAUCUCCCAGAGCCAGAGAACACUGAAAGUGACAACAGCCAAAUAUCUGAGGACUCGCUGACCGAGAAGGGGAACCAAAGCCCACAGGACAGCCCAGGGGACAGUUAUCUUACCAAUGGCCACGGCGACCCCAGGGCCAGAGCUGGAGCAUCUGUGAGGCGCUUCACCACAUCCUCGGACAGGGGCCUGUUCGCCCAGGCUCGCAGGAGCUUUUCGCUGGAUAGCCUGAUUGACGCUGAGGAAGAACUCGGGGAAGAUCAUCAGGAAGAGCCUUUCUUCAGUUCAGCCGAUGAGAUGCCAACAGAGACGUUUUGGCGCCUGCAGACCUCCAGUCUGCCCGUCGUGAGCCAGGAGGCAAUGUGCAGGCUUGGUCCCAUCCCCCACAGAAAAGGAGCCAGGCUAGAUGCCAUCCUGCCAAUGAGCAGUUCAUUUUACCUCGAUUCCCAGCCCCUGCCCCGCUGUGCACAGCCUGAGUCGGAGGUGGAGGCGAGGUCCUCUGAACAAGCCACCACUCUGCAAAGCGUGCCGCUUUCAAGAGGGAGCCCUCUGUUGUCCAUGGAUUCCUGGUUUUCCUGUGACUCCAAGAUCAAUCCCAACAGCCCCCUGGGAAUAGUGGGUUCUUUAUGUCCAAGUCCUGAUGUCCAGGAAUUUCAGCCCAGUGGUCGGGAGAGGCCUGGAUUCUGGCCAAAGAUGGAAGAACUAAAGCCAUCGGGUACAGAAGCAGUCCUGCCCUAUACUUCCAAACUGCCCCCUGGUGGUGCGGAGCUGCCCUGCAGUGUCAGAGCUGUGUACAAUAUUCCUGCUUCUGAUACAUCCAGGUUGUCUCUCUGGGGGUCAUACAGGCUGCUUCAGUCUCGAGUUGAUGGCACCUUUCAGACCAGAGGUGUCUCUGACCCAGCCCAGCAGGGCAACUCUGAAACAUCCAACAACUCUAGUGUAUCGAGUGUGCUGCCUGCCUCUGCCACCUCAUUUACUUACGUAGGCAGCGCCUGUGAGAGGGACUGGGCUGCCCUUCAGCAAAAGUACCUCCUUGAACUAUCUCAUCCUGUGUCAGAGGCCAUAGGAGGGCCCAGGCCAGCUUUCGCCUCCCUCGAGGAAGACUCUGGUUCCCUGACCCCAGCUUCUAGCAGAGGAGGAGAUACUGUAUUGGUAGUUGGUUCUGGGCUAUCUAGCAGUUUGAAGUUCAACAACUUUCCUAUCCAUAUACCCAAAAUUAGGCAUUUGAGGGCAGAGAAAGAACAGGACAGUUUGGGUGUCGAGUUAGAAGGCACUUCAGAUUACUUUACAACUAGUGAGAAGGAGGUGAGUUGCAGUGGAAAUUAUUCAGCAGACAUAGAAUCAUUGACUUCUGGAGCUACAAAUGCACAGGUCUUUGCAGCAGAGAACAAGGUGGCAAAGUCCAUGAUGGGAGCAUGUGAAAUCAAACAGAACCACUUGGAAGAGUCCUCUCAGAGUAGCGGGAGGAAGCCUGGAACGAUGACUUCCUCUGAUGAAUGUUUCUUCCUGAAGAACCCUUGUCACAGUAAUGUCACCGUAGCCACCAACGAAGAUCCUCGGCCCCAAAGUUGUGCUCCUCUCAGGAAGAAUAGUAUAGGCCUGGCAGGGCCAGUAAAUCACAACAGCCACCUCCCCCGGCAGGAAGAGGAGGCAGACUGCCAGGAGAGCUCCCAGGAAGUGGUGGGAAGACACGCCAAUCUUUCCUUUGCCUUUCCGUCAGGCCCAGAGCUGUACCUGCACUCUGCUCCUUGGAAUUCAUGCCCGUCUUCCCUGCAGCCACCUCCCUUAGAAACAUUCUAUGUGACCAAAAGCCGGGAUGCCCUGACGGAAACGGCCUUAGAGAUUCCGGCUUGCAGAGAAGCCAGAGUGCCUUCCCCACCCCCCAGGGAGGCCUGGGGCUUUGGUCAGGACUACCAAGCCCUCCAGAAUGUUUAUUUAAAGAAUAAUUUGCCGGUGCUGUUACAAAAACAGAAUGCCAAGAUUGCCUCAUUGCAGCAGGUCACAGUGGAGAGGCCACUUGAUCUGAACACCACGGAGGUUAGUGGCGAAGUAGGGAAAUGCGCUGGAAGCCAUAAUUCAGUAUAUUUUUUUGUUGCUCAGAACAGACAUUUUCUUACAUCUGCCAGCACGAAAGUAUGUGAAUAUGAAAAUCAAUUUGGAAAUUUAAAUAAACACUGUCUUCCGGCACUUGAGGGAGAAAAGACCACGGUACAGUCCUGUUGCACCGUUUCCUCGGACAGUUCUGGGUCUGGGAAGCCACUUUUUGUUUGUGAGUCUCAAGCAAGUGGGGACGAAGGGCAGAAGCAGAACGCAGCCCUAAGACAGAGCCAGGCCUCUGGGAGGGACAGACAGUCCCCUUCGGGCGCCAGGUCUGAUCUCACCUGUAAAACUAUCAGUUUAGGUUUUGACAAGGACAUGCUGGGGGGCACUGCUCUUUCUUUGAAGUCUAGAUCAGCAUAUCAUAGAGUAAGGAGCCCAGAGACAAUGGCCCAGGAUGGGAGUCCAACCCACAGAGGGGAAUGGAAGAAUGAAACUGGGCUUCCUCGAAAAUCUCUCCAACCCGAAGACAGCUCAGAAGAGUUUAAGCAGCCAUGGACAGAAUCUACACAAGAAAGGUUCCAGUCAGUUAUAUACUCUCAGGAAAGAAACCUCACUGAACACAGGGGCCCUGGAAAGUUGCAAGAAGUGUUAAAUCCCAAAGAACCACCUUCUGGAAAGAAACAGAAUAAAAGAGUUAAUAAUGCUGACGAAAUGGCUAGGCUAAUUAAGAGUGUCAUGCAGCUAGAAAAUGGUAUCUUGGAAAUCGAAUCCAAGCAGAAUAAGCAGCUGUAUGCUUCCCAUACGCUGGGAGUCAGUCAUGAGUUUGUGUUCCAGGACAAGGAGAUGGCUGAUCGUGUUGGUAAGCCAGGCAGCUCUAGAAACCACCUGUCUUCUCCAGAAUACACAGAUGAUACUGAUUUUAGGGAUGGUGACGCUGGAGAAAUGGAGACUAGCAGUAGCACUUGGGAAGAUCCCCAGGACCAGAAAAUCAUGCUGAGUCCCUUCAAGUCAAGAGACUGGGUACAAGACAUUAAAUUUGUGAGAGAGCACAAUCCCCCAGCUGUAUUAGACAGACCUGCCUGGGACCCUUGUGAUUAUUUAGGGAUAUGUACAACUCACAGCGAGUGCACCAGAACUUUUGUUAAUCCAAGGAGAAGGAAAGCAUUGGCUAGAGCUGUGCCAUCCCAGCCCAGACCCGAGUGGCCCUCUGAGGAGGAAAGUGAGGUGGUGCAUGCAUCAGCAAGCCCCAGAAGACAGCCCCAUGGCUUGGAAAGUCUUGAGGAAUCGGAGACUAUGAAAGGUUGUCAGGAGAGCCAUGUUCCCAAACACGUAAGUAGUUUUUACCCAGAGAAGCCAAAAGUUCAAGGCAGCGUUAAAGAAAUGACUAUGCAAAGAGGAGAGAGCCUACACGAGCAAUACAGAAUGGUCUCAUCGACUCAGAAAUUUCUUAGUCCACGCCAACGUUGUAUGGGCACGUUUUUCAGCCAGGAGACAGGCUCAUUGCUGAGUCAGCCAGACUCAUCUAUGGCUCCCCAUGGAGACCUGAGUAACACCUUGCCCUUGAAUUCCCCAAGACUGCCAAGAAGCUAUCUUCAUGCGCCUGAUACUAUAGGCAUCUCUUCAGUUGACUAUGUGCUGGAUCCUACAGUGUUGAAAAUGCCUAACAGUCUCUGGGUAACUGAAGCAGGGUGUCAGGGCCAGAGUGGAGUGCCCAGAAGCCACAGCCCUCAGGGAAAUGUGCAAGAGGCGUCCUCCAGGGCGCACACUGCUUGCUGUGGGUCUGCAGUCUUCAUGGCCAUGGGACCUUGGGAUCAAUCUGGUGCACCAGAGACCACUCCCCUGGGGACUGAGAGCAGGAGAUCAGCAAGCAGCAGUCCCCCAGACCUGGGAGGGGGCCCCAGAAGCACCUCGAUGGGCUUGAGUACCAGGGUGGAUUCUGCUUCUGAAGCCAAGGUGGCUGUACAAAAAGGAGCAAAAAGAGCCAGUCCCCUUAACUGGGUCUCUAGCCCACUUAAAAAGACGGUCAACUGUCCCUUAGAAGAGGGUAACAACCAGUGCAGGGAGGUGAGGCAGAAGGCAGAGGCGGCGGCCGAGGACCUUAGUCCUACCGGUGCUACUUUCUCAGCAGCCGUGUCCCUGGAGACACACCCUGAGCUCUCUGCACAUACAUCCACGGGCUUAGCUGUGCUGGAGGAAAUCAGAGAGACAAAGGCCCACGGAGAACAGCUUCAUGACUUGGUGACUGAGGGCACAGUCUGUCCUUACUAUGAGACUUUAUUAGAGCCUGCAUGUUCUUCAAGGGCCCCGGAUAGGCCUCAGCGUCAAACGGACCAGCCAGUGUCAGACAGGAUCGGGAAUGAGGGGACCGAUAAGAGGAAAGCCCUUAAGACCACAUCUCUCUCUGCAGACAGCUUUCAGCCUCUGCCCAACACUGAAGGUAACAAAGGGCCACGCCAGCCCUCACAGACUUGGUCCCACACUGACCCUGCUCUAGGCAAAAGCCAUUAUCCUGGAAAACUAAGGCCUUUUCUGAGAGCAGAUGAGCAGUGUAUAUGUUAUUCUGGCCCAUUUGAAAUCAUGGAGAAAAAGCAAGAAGCACUUAGAAUUUCUGCUGAUCCUGUAGGCCCGGACAGUCUUCCUUCUUCAGCUAUAGAGGAAGCCAGGAGGGUAACAGCAGGGAAAGUAGGGGCUGCCUUAUCUUCUCAGGAACCUUCUGACAGUCCCGGAGUGAGUCAGCAUGGGAAGAGCCAGUCAGUUCCCUGGGAGAUGGCAGAGGGCAUGACCCCUGGCAGUCAGGAGAGCAACCAGGCACACCAAGAACCUAGAACGCUACACACCACAUAUGGAGGAGAGGCAGGUAACUUCACCGUGGCUGCACAGGGAGGAAAAACAACCGGUUUUGAAAGUCAGCCUGUGAUCUGUAAUGUUCAGAAUUCUGCCAGUCUCUCAGGGGCUAACCAAGACCAUGUCCAAGACCUCGAGGCUUCCAAUGGCUCAGAAGAAGGGAGGGCACAGCCCAAACGAAGUAGCGUCCUGCCUGGAACCCUGAGAAGAGCUGAGCUGGCAGCCGCCUCCCAGCAGUGUGUGAAGAUGGGGAGUGUUGGUUCUGGGCUGGCAGAAGCCUGCAGGGCUGGCAGCAAACACCCGGAGCCGGCUCCAUGGCCAGAUCAAAGACCUCACCCAGAUCCUGGGGGAGUGAGGGAGGAGGCCCUGUGCAGAUGUUCACAGGAAACUUCAGAUUGUGUUGUCUUCUCAGGGAGCACUGAAGGCAGAAAGACUCUCAGCCCAUCUGGGGGGCAGGAAGGCAGCAGAACUCUUCCUUGUCAACAGCCGUGCAACCCUCAAGCCAUUGCUGCUUAUGCCUGCUCCUCCCCUUCCUCCACUUCACUGUGUUACAGAGAUGGUGACCUGGGGAAGGCUGCCCCACAAACUCUCCACCCAGCCUGCAAAGUAUCUUGCAGGGCCUGUGGAAUGGAUGAGAGAGGAGAGAGCUAUUCCAGUGACCCUGAUGUGUUCUUGACACAUGGCCUUGAGCCCGAAGGCAUUCAUUUGAAAUUUGGGCCACCAGACAGCAGCACUCUGGAGCGCUCUGCCACCGCUUCUGUCCUCUCUCUGGCUCAAGGCUGCAGCUCCCCUUCUGCCCCUGACAUGAAGGCAGGUUCCCUCAGCCCCUCGGUUGCUGCAGGGGAUCCUGAGGAAAAGGUUGCCAAGAAGACAGCUCGUGCAGAGCUUGAGGCUGCCCCUUUUCCUGAAGGCGGGUGCUCUGAGCCACUGGAGAAGUUUCAGGACAGCUCAGUAGGUGGCCAGAAUGCACAGGAGUCUCAAACCAAGCCAGAGCUACCUGCAACAGCCAGGAGACAGCACACCCUGAAUUUAAGUGAAGGGUCUAUUGAGAGUGAGCUGCUGGUGGAACCACAGCAUGGAUGUUUAGAAAAUGCUGUCAGAUGCCUUCCAGAAAAGCCACAAUUUUCCACCGAGUCCAGGGAUCACAGUAGCUUGGAUCCCCAAGCCAAAUUUGCAGCCAAGUUAAAGCACAUCUCCCGUCCCCAGGUUGGCAGUCCCUGGGAGGAGAAAAAGCAGCAGAGAGAGCAGGCUUCGGGCGGUGGUGAAGGCCCCGCCCAGCGCAUGCAUCCCCCACGCUCCAACGAAGGUGACUUGGAUGGCUUUGAGAUGAGAGAUGCAGGUGGAGAGGAGGGGGCUGCAGCUAAGGCCUCUGUGCCCCAGAUGUUCUCACUGGGCUUUAAAGACUCAGCCAGGGACCCUGUGGUGCCUGCUGCUCAGAACCCUGGCCAGCCCUCUUCUGGAAGGGAGCAGCCGGCUCUCCCCCACAGGCGCUCACUUCCUGUCAUUGCCGUUUUCUCUGGCCCUAGACACUCAAGGUCCUCCCCCCAGCCACAGUUCUCUGUGAUCAGCUCUUCCCGGUCUCUUCAGGAGCUGAAUUUGAGUGUGGAACCUCCUUCCCCCACAGAUGAAGAGACACAGGGGCCUAACAAAUUGUGGAACCCACAUCCUAGGGGCCACUCCUUAGAAAAGUCAGCAGUGGGGACAUCUCUGGAAGCUGAGGGCUGUGAUCAGAAAGCCUCAUCUAAUGUGAACAGUAGCUCUGCUGAUCACAGGCCCCUUCAACCUGCCAGCCCUCCUUACCCAACGCCUUCAGCUCCCUUGUGCAUGCCGACCCCCUGCUUCAUGACCUGCUGGAUGCCUGGUACAGUGGAACCGACCCAGCAGGGAAAGCCACGGAGCUGGGGUGGCCAGGCGAGGCCAGAAAAGUGGCUUUCUGAGGCAGACAGAGGAGCAUUGCACUUUAGCUCCAGUGACAUCAAUCCCUACGUUCUGCCCUGCCCUCCAGCGGGUCCUGCACCCAUUGGCUGGAAGCAGUAUGUGUUUGGCAAUACAGUCGAUGUCUCCUGUAGCCAGUCACCCCAGGGCCUGGUACCAUCAAAAAUGGCCGGGUGUUCCUGCAUGGACAACGGCCUAGAAGACCAGAACUCCUCAUUCCACAACCACCUCAGCACAUGUGCCAAUCCCCGAGGUUCACAGGGGGCCUGGGAAGUAUGGGAUUCUUCGCUCGCCUUGGGGAACCCCCACAUCCUGAAGGGCCCUGACGGAGCAGCCCCCGCUAAGCGUCCUGAUGAGAGAGCCCAGUUCCAGGCCCCCCCUGCUGAAGCAGGCCCUCUGAGGAGUGAGUCCCCCUGGACUGAAGGAAGUGCUACAGGCCCAGUGGAUGAGAUGCUGCUGCUGUGUCCAUCAGAGGCGGGCAGCCCUGGGGGACAGUCCAGGAUGAACACCUUGGAGCAGGGCACACAGACCUUGGGCUGCAGGCUCCACUGGAGCCACACGGACAUCGCCUCUGCCCAUUUGGAAGCCAGCACAGUGCCGGUCUCUGAUCUGGCCUCCUGGGCCAGCAUGCACAGCCUGUCUGCCCACCUCUCGCAGCUCCUACACAGCACCUCGGAGCUGCUGGGGAGCCUCUCGCAGCCAGGUGUUGCUGAAAAGCAGCAAAACACCAAGAGGGAGAGCCCAGAUGAGGCACCUCAGACCCUCAUGAUGGAUGGCUGUACUCAGACCACCAUGGAUGAGGGCAUCCAGACUGACCUGGCCUCCCCACCUCUGCACCUCCAGGCCCCAGAGGCCAGCCCUCAGGAGGUCAGUGUGGUCCCUGAAGUGCUGGGCUCAGGUAUCUCCACCACGUCUCAAGAAAAGGGACAUGACCGGGGGACAGUUCAGAAGAGAGAGGCGGAGGGAAAAGCAUGGGAAACAACUCGGCCCCCAGAUCUUCAGGAAGAAAGCCCCCUCUGCCGGCCCCAGAGCCCUGCAGUGCCCUCAUCCCAUCUGAGGGUUCAGAAAGCCCCACUUGGGCAGAACCUCCCUUUUGUGAGCCCCCAAGCUUCUCCCGAUGCUGCCCAGCCACCCGGCACCCAGCCCAGUGAACCCUCCUGCCUGGCUGUCAGCAGCCCCAGCCUUAGCCUCCCUCAUUCCCCAAGACCCUGCCCCAAUGCUGCGGAGUCUGUCAGGGAACCCAGGGUCCCGAAGAAGUUGCGCCCCACAAGUGCCUUGUUGGUGGACAGGGCCUCUUCCCCGAUACUCGCACUUAGUGCCAGCCCUCAAGGGUCAGAGCUCCCCAUAGGCUCUCUGUCUCUCUCCACCCCCUUAGCACACCCUCUUGAAGGCCAUCAGAAGCUUGUCCCCAGCCCAGACCUUCCCCUCGACUUCCCCAAGCCUCCAAUGGAUAAUUAUUCUCAAACCAUUGACGAGGCAGGCAGCCCACAGCACAGCUCAAAAACCCAAGUUUGUUUCCUAGAGCAGCCCCAUCAGCAGCUUCAGCCCCAGUCCCCCUCCUGGGUCCAGAGCAGACUGCCGCCUCUGCUGCUGAAGAGCAGGAGUCCGAUACUGGCCGAGGGCUUGGUCCCCGAGGACAUGGCUCCCCUGGAGUGUGGCCCACUUUGCAGUAGCGGGCCAAAUAAAUGGCAGAGCAGGACAGAAAAUGGGGGUGAGAGUUCAGCAUCUGCAGUGGAGCCACAACCCACUGCCAACAAUCCCUCUUCGGGGGAAGGCUGGCAGCACCUCAGUCCCUGCCCUGUAUCUGAGUUGACUGAUAAAACAAGGCUCCAGGGUUCUACCUCUGGCCCAACCAAGACCUGCCAACCUCAGGGGCUGCUGCGCCCCAGUUCCCAGACAUGCAUGGCUCCUGAGCCCCAGCAUCACAGCCUGAGGGACCUCCCGGUGCAUAACAAAUUUAGGAAUUGGUGUGGGGUUCAGGAUGGCUCUCGUGGGGAGCUGGGAGUGACGGGGUUGCUGGGACCCAGACAUGUCAGCACUGAAGAGCAGGGACAGCAUCCCUCACAGCCUCCGGGCGCCCAGAGCCAGGACCCUGCGCGCUCCCUGAAGGAGCAGAUGCCCCUGCAAGUUGGGGCCCAGAACCUGCCUCUCAGCACGGAACUCGCAGAAGCGAAGCUGCACCACGGCUUUGGGAAGUCAGAUGCCCUGCUCGAGGUGCUGCAGAGCGGGACAGGGGAGGCACUCGCUGCCCGGGAACCUGUGCUGUCCACCUGGGAGGAGCUCCAUGCCCGGCAAAAACAAACCAUUGAGUGCCUCCGGAGACAGCGGGCUGAGCGACUUCAGAACUUCCGCCGGACACGAAGCCUCAGCCCCCAGAAACAACUUAGCUUCCUGCCUAACAGGGACCUCCCCGCCCAUAACCUUGACUUACCCAGCAGGCGCCGAGAAUACCUGCAGCAACUGAGGAAGGAUGUUGUGGAGACAACCAGGAACCCAGGGUCAGCGUCAAGGUCUGCUCAGCCACCCUCUGACAUAGAGCUGAUGCUAAAAGAAUACCAGCGGGCUCGUGAGGAGGCCAAGGUGGUGAUCGCCCGGGCCCGGGACCGACUGCGGGAGCAAACGGAACAAGAGAAGCUGAGAAUCCGCCAGCAGAUCAUCUCCCAGCUGCUGAGGGAAGAGGAAAAACUACACACCCUGGCCGCCUCCAGCUCCCUGUGCACCAGCUCCAAUGGAAGCCUCUCCUCUGUUGUCACUUCUGGCUACAACAGCAGCCCGGCCUUGUCAGGCCAGCUCCAGUCCCCAGGCAGUGUGGGGGAGACCAACCUGCCUGAUCCUGGAGACGCUUGGGUAGGGGAUGUGCGGGGCCGCUCUGCAGUGAGGAACAGUCAGCUGAACUUGGCUGGAUCUGCCUGGAAGAGCUGGGUCUACAGUCGCAGAGCCUCGCUGGGCAGUUGCUGCUGCUCUUCGUCCAGUGUGUCCAGCCUGGGGAGCUGCUUCUCCUCCUCCUACCAGGACUUGGCCAAGCGCAUUGUGGACAUCUGUCUGGCUGAUGUGAUGGCUGCUUCCUCAGGUGAUCUGCACAAUCUCUUCAGUCGCCAGGCAGCAGCCGGCUGGAACUAUCAGGGUGAGGAGCAGGAGGUGCAGUUCUACAACAAGGUGUUCUCCUCUACUCGGCAUGGCUUCCUGGGGGCCGGGGUGGUGUCCCAGCCGCUGUCUCAUGUGUGGGCAACGGUGAGUGACCCCACCCUGUGGCCCCUGUACCACAAGCCCAUCCAGACAGCGAGGCUGCACCAGCGAGUGACCGACAACAUCCACCUGGUGUACUUGGUGUGCAAUCCGGCCCUGUGUGCGCUGAAGCAGCCGCGAGAUUUCUGUUGCGUCUGCGUGGAAGCCAAAGAGGGGCAUCUUUCUAUCAUGGCAGCUCAGUCUGUAUAUGACACAUCCAUGCCGAGACCCAGCAGAGAGAUGGUCCGAGGGGAGAUCCUGCCCAGCGCCUGGAUCCUGCAGCCCCUCACCGUGGAAGGCAAGGAGGUCACCAGAGUCAUCUACUUGGCCCAGAUAGAACUUGGUGCUCCAGGUUUCCCCCCUCAUGUCUUAAGCUCCUUCAUCAAACAGCAGCCACUGGUCAUAGCCAGACUGGCUUCCUUCCUUGGUAGUUAGCGCCUCACUGUCGAGAUGGUGCUGCUAAGAUUCAGGCCCAGGACGCUCCGGUCUCUGGGGCAGCGCUUGUUCCUCUCUGCACCGAGGCAGGAAGAGCUGAGGCUACCGGCUGUGGCCACUGGGAAGACAGCACUGAGCCCCGAGUUGCCAGGGAGACCCAGUCAGUACUUGGUCACCGCUGGCAGCUCUCUAAGCAAAGGGCCUGAACUCCUGACCCUGGCUGUCCAGAGCAAUGAAGCCCAAGUUGGAGUUUUCACCUUUCUUUCCUGUCUCUGAGACCCUAUGGCAGACAAGCCGCUCCAGGACCAGGAUUGGACAUAGGCAGCGGAGCUGGGAGACGGUGUGCUCUUGAUGGUGCUUCCCUGGUUUGGCCCAGCCCUUGGGCUGGUAGGGAGGCAGCUGUCGGCUAAGAUUCUGCUCAGACAUCGGCCUCCAGCAUUCAGUUCCACUGUGAGAUGGACUGUUACCAAAACAGAAAACUGGUUUUAAAAAAAACAGCUGCACAAACCAGAACAGUGAUUCAGAAUCGUUUCUCCUUGAAUUUUUAUCAAAUGCUUUAUUAUUAAUUUUUACUCCCCACCCCCCCACUCUCUUUACAGGAGAGGACACUUGGGUCUUUGCCUCAGUCAGAAGUACUGAGCAAUGCUCUCUCAUGGAGCCUCAUUCCAGAGCUCAGUAGAAUGAGACCACUCACUGUAGAAGCCAUCUGGACAGAUCUGGGAUCAAAGUGGGGGCCUAUCUCUUUAAGGGAGUUAGGAAGUGGGCAGCCAGAUGCUGGCUGCUGACAAGGCAAGAGAAAUUUCAGAGAUGAAAAACUAUCUUUUGAAGAUGGGAGAGAACUUAGUGGAACUCCUAGAGGAAAUAAGUGAUUUGUUAGAAGGAAGCUCAGUUCCAUUCCUUAAGGCCUCAGAGCCUGGGUCUGUCUUCAGUGGUCUUGUUAGCAUUUCAUGCUGCUGCUGCAGCCACACCUAUUCUAGGAUGAAUGAGAAUGGGUUUUCUUUUGCCCUAGCCUGGCAGACCAUGAGGUUUUGAAUAGUCUGUGUGGUUACAUGGAAGUGGCAGGGGUGGGAGAGAUUCCCAGCUUUAGUACUGAUGCCCAGAAGGUAACCAUCUGGGGAUCAAGAUGUGGUAAAAAGGUAAAAUUUCUGUAGAGUACAGCAGAGGUUUAUUUUUCUAAAAGUGUUUGCAGGAUUUUUUUCCUCUUACCUCAAAUUAAGUUAUUUACAUAUUAUUGAAUGUUUUUUUAAAUUGUCUUUAAACUUAUUUUUCUGGGUUUUUGUUUUGGUGACACUUGAUAUAUUUAACACCCUAUUUAUGUACUCCCAUCCCUUUUCAUAUAAAUCUCUUACCAAGACUGUUGACUGGUCAGAACACUUGCAAAUUAAAAGUCUGAUAUGUACUUUUAUUAGUAAAGAUUGUCCUGAGAUAGCCUAAGUGUGUCCCUUGAGCUCAGAAUUUAGCCUUGAGAUAAUGGCAAUAAUUUUCAAGUUAUCCUAUAUAAUAAAAGUGUGAUAUGCAAAUCAA
Myotis davidii is the source of this 15492-nucleotide messenger RNA. RefSeq names its product StAR related lipid transfer domain containing 9 (gene STARD9). NCBI's taxonomy places the organism in Eukaryota, Metazoa, Chordata, Mammalia, Chiroptera, Vespertilionidae. Bases 1 to 13968 code for a protein of 4655 amino acids. Gene Ontology annotation, molecular function: lipid binding; microtubule motor activity; ATP binding. The record is from RefSeq and is a predicted model, not a curated record. The transcript has 36 exons. Gene Ontology annotation, biological process: microtubule-based movement; spindle assembly. Gene Ontology annotation, cellular component: centriole; cytoplasm; nucleus.